CCCUAAGUUAAAGAAUACUGUGAGAUUAUGAAACAUGAGAAAUCAGCCAACAGAUUCAAACACAGGAAUACUGCACACGUUACAGCUGUAGACGUACCAGUCUUACCUCACCCAUGUCACCCCCAGGGGGUUUCAUUGGUUCUGACAGACACACAUACCAUCACAUGACCCAUAAGCUGACCUCUGACAGACCUAUGAGCUUGACCUGGAUUCCCAUUUAUUACAAUUAUCAUGGAUUGUAUUCAGUUCACUUAGCAACAUUGUACGUAAAAAAAAAAAAAAAGUAAAAACAGAUGAAAAAAGUUCUGGAGCUGUCCCUUUAAACACCCUCAUUGUCAAACACACCACGUACCAGUGGAAGUAAUAGGACCUCCCAGUUCCCAGGCACCUCACUGUGCCCCUCUUUUGAAUGUGUGUGUGUUUGACUGCCAGCAAGAAAGGAAUACACAGUCCUCUUGAUGUGAAGGUUUGCCCUUUUUAUCCAGUAAAACACGUAAGAUAUCUUUAUGAAACUUAUGCUAGAUCAGCCGAUCAGAGAGGCGUCUAUUAGCAAUGGCUUACCGUUUGUUUGAAGGCAAAGAGCAUGCUGCUUCCUACUGGAAGUACAGGAUCUCCCCGUCAGAUCAUCUGAUACAACAGGUGCUGGACUUUCUUGAAAAAAAAAAAGGUGGUCCCUUUGAGCUGGCAGUGGAUGUGGGUUGCGGCUCGGGACAGGGCACUCUGCUCCUGGCCAAACACUUUCCGUCUGUGGUGGGGACAGACGUGAGUCCUGCUCAGCUGGAAGUGGCUUUGCAGCAUGCUAAAGAACCAAACAUCACAUAUAGACAGUGUGUGGCCGAGGAGCUGCCGUUUGCCGACGGCUCAGUGGACCUGAUGACGGCCAUGUCUGCCUUCCACUGGUUCGACAGGCCGCGCUUCCUUCGAGAGGCCCACAGAGUCCUGAAGCCGCGUGGCUGCUUAGCCCUGCUCAACUACACCAUCGACAUGGAGCUCAGCUACUCUGACCGCUGCUCGCACACACUGAACCACGUCUGCAAAGAGUUUUAUGCAGCUUUACAACCUUACCGCAGUCCUCAUCUUGGUCCCAGCUCUAUUGAGUUGUACAGAGAGGCAUAUGAAUCCAUCCCUUACCCUGACAAGGAGUGGCAAGAGUGUGUAUGGGUGAGAAAGCCCAUGCCUCUGUCCAGCUACAUGGGGUUGGUGGAGUCUUUCUCCAGUUAUCAGGCUCUGCUGAGAGAAGACCCACAGAAGGCCACCAGUCUCUCCCAGGACAUCUGUCAAAGGUUGAUGUCCAUCAUGGGGGUGACCUCUGCAGAGACAGAGGUGGUGGUGGGUGUGAAAUAUUUCUACCUGUUGACCUGCAAACCAGAGGAAGCCUGACUCCUGCCAGGACUCGUAUUUUCAACAGAGUCAUGAAUGUGGAUACGGACACAGAAACUUGAACUCCAUGUUUUGUCAUUUUUGUAAAAAGAACAGAUCAAGCGCUUUGGUGUCGAACAUUUGAUACUGGCUCUCUGUCUAUGGUGCUGACACUGUAUAUGUUUGCAUUAUAUUAACUGGAGUACAUAGAAAAUAUUAUGUGUAAUAAAUCUUUUUCAA
Molecule: messenger RNA, 1599 nt
Organism: Lates calcarifer (barramundi perch)
Lineage: Eukaryota; Metazoa; Chordata; Actinopteri; Centropomidae
Molecular function (GO): S-adenosylmethionine-dependent methyltransferase activity
Source: RefSeq, a predicted model, not a curated record